Messenger RNA from Prionailurus viverrinus (fishing cat), 1667 nucleotides. RefSeq names its product forkhead box R1 (gene FOXR1). The transcript has 7 exons. Gene Ontology annotation, biological process: regulation of DNA-templated transcription. Gene Ontology annotation, cellular component: nucleus. The record is from RefSeq and is a predicted model, not a curated record. The coding region runs from base 118 to 1101 and encodes 327 amino acids. Lineage: Eukaryota; Metazoa; Chordata; Mammalia; Carnivora; Felidae. Gene Ontology annotation, molecular function: sequence-specific double-stranded DNA binding; DNA-binding transcription factor activity.
AGCAGGUAAACAGACCAUUCGGGUUAUGGCUGGACUUGGGGAUUGACUGGGUGUGGCUGGAUGGGAAAGAGAAGGCAAGAACACUUCCGCGUUCCUGACCCAAGCCACUUCGGUUAGAUGGUGGUGCCACUUGCGGAGACGAAUAGAGGAGUGAGAGCAGGAAGGUGGAGUUUAGUUGCAGGAAUGUGGAGUCUGAAGUACCUGCGGGUUAUGCUAGGAAAGAUCUCCAAGGCCCAGUGGUACUUACGGGCAAGCAGAGGAGUCUGGGCCGGAGUUGCCCGGUAUAGACUUCGAAUAGUUGAACCACCAAAAGUACCUGUGGGAAAAACGCCCAACUCUGAUAAAGAUGGCCCAGCUCUUGAGCCCAACCUGUGGAUGUGGGUAAACCCCAGCAUCGUGUAUCCCCCCGGAAAGCUGGAGGUCCCAGAACCUCAUAAGGGAGAGGAUCUCCCAGGCGCACUCCCCUCCCCUCAGCCAGCCCCCAAAGAGGAAGACUUUGCCAGCUGCUCAGAGGCCACGGCGGUGGAGUCACUGCCACCAUCCUCGCCCUCCAGCGAGCAGUCUCCCCCUCAGAAGCGGUUUGCCUCUUCCCCCAGCACCUGGGAGCUCACAGAAGAGGAGGAGGCUGAGGACCAGGAUGACAGCUCCUCUGUGGCUCUCCCGUCCCCUCACAAAAGGGCCCCCCUCCAAAGUCGGAGGUUUCGGCAAGCCAGCAGCCAAGAGGGGAGGCUCUGGUCCCGGCCCCCUCUCAAUUACUUCCACCUCAUUGCACUGGCAUUAAGAAACAGUGCCCCCUGUGGCCUCAACGUGCAACAGAUCUACAGUUUCACUCGACAGCAUUUCCCCUUUUUCCGGACGGCCCCGGAAGGCUGGAAGAAUACCGUCCGUCACAAUCUCUGUUUCCGAGACAGCUUUGAGAAAGUGCCGGCCAGCGUGCAGGGUGGCGCCGGCACACGGCCCCGCUCCUGCCUCUGGAAGUUAACUGAGGAGGGACGCCGCCGCUUUGCAGAGGAGGCCCGCGCCUUGGCCUCCAGUCGGCUGGAGAGCAUCCAACGGUGCAUGAGCCAGCCAGAUGUGAUGCCCUUCCUCUUUGACCUUUAAAUCCAAGAAGCAGGAGUCAGCCCAUCCCUUAUUAAAGUUACCUGCAGCAGCCUGGUGGAGAUCUGCACAGAAACAGGGCUCCACCCUCAGAACCCAGGGCUUCAGCUAUCCUCCGUGCAGGAGGCAGUCUUUGACCUUGAAGAAGUGACCCUUCUACCCCAGGCCAUUGGCCAUGAGAUCAGCCAAGAACCUGACCUGGGGUUAUACCUAAGCAGAACGUAUUUGUGGCACCAUUUUAAGAUACACUGAACUUUCCAGGAAUGCAACUGUUAUGUAAAAUGAAGGAUGAUUGUGCUUUUUUUGGUUUGGAAGUUGACCAAGAGUUGUUUGCCAUUUCAGAAAAUCACUUCACUGACAGCAAAGCUGCUCUGGUAUUUAAGUCACCAAUACCACAUGCCUGUAUCAGAUUGUGUUUGUGUCUGCUGCACUCACGGGGAUUCUGCAUGUAUAAACAAAUCUUUAUUACAUCCAGGCAGCCGAUAUAAAGACAAAGUAUUGUCAAUAGUCGUAUGACUGUCAGCUCUUAAAUCUGAGCUCUUCACUGUAAGUAUGUACAAAUUUCCGAC